Molecule: messenger RNA, 2723 nt
Organism: Pecten maximus
Lineage: Eukaryota; Metazoa; Mollusca; Bivalvia; Pectinida; Pectinidae
Exons: 4
Coding region: 1062-1799 (245 amino acids)
Molecular function (GO): protein binding
Source: RefSeq, a predicted model, not a curated record
UGGGUUUUCCCCGGGUCCGGCUUCCUCCCACAGUAAGACCCCUGGCCGCCAACAAGCUUGAUUUAGAUAAGUUUAUACAACUUGUUUAGCAAUUGUGUUGUGGUAAAAUAAAUAAAGUUUACCUAAAAGCUAGACCCGCACGUGUCAUAAUCCAAUGAAAAAUCUGCACACACAUAUAUACAUAUAUACGUCCCUGUUCCUUUCCCUGUACAAUUGUUGGUGAAGUAUUAUUUAACAUGUGUAAAAACCCGUAUCUCUGCAUAUAUAAUCAGUAUUUUUUCAUUCGGGCCUCGUCAUUUCUCGCUGGUUAACAAAUUUUCAUGACAUAGAUUAAUUUUAAACCUUGACAGUUGGUCACAAGGUAAUGCUUACAUUCUACAGAAAAAAAACUCAACUCGGUGUAUAUAAAUAAACAAAUGUAAUCUUCCCAAUACGUGUGUCAGAUAUUCAAAUUUCCUGUUGGCGAGGCCUGCGGUUGGCUGGCGAGGUCAGAUAUUACAAAGGCCCAUGGAAUUUCUACCUAUUCAAGAUGGAUACAGUGAUCGCCGUGUGAACGAAACUGCCCCGUGUGUAACAGGUUGUUGUGCUAGCUGGUAUGAAUGAAACAGUCUCGGGUCAUGACCUCGGCCCCAAUAAUCAGCGGGCAGAAUUUGGUACAAACUUAAAGGUAGUCUCCAUAUUUGCGAAGUUUUCCAAUAUAGAAUGGUCAGUUUAAACAGUAUAUCUGAAAAAUAAAUUUCUACUCCGUAUCUAAACGAGUUUUGAUUAAACAAGAUAACCACAAGUGUGUAUUGUGCUUGCGUUUCAAUAACGAUCUAUGGGCGGAGUCGUAUGCUCACGAGGCAGCGAUUUGAUUGGUUGGAUUGUUAUCAAUGGGCGUGUCUGUAGAUGUCUGACAGUUUCGUUCAUUCAAGUUCGCAGAUCGUAGCGACAACGUGUAUACCAUUCAUUCGCCUUGCGUGGGAAUACAUGUGCUAAAAGCUAUCUCCGUUGUUCAAUUUGUGUAGUUUGUUACUUUUUCACUCACGAACGGAUUACUUCAGUUACUAUAUAGAUUCAUAAUGGCUUUUGAGACCUUGAUUGUCUGUGGAUUAUUUACCCUGGUUUUGGGAACACAGCAGCACGUUCCCACGUGCAAAUCUUCGCAAUACUUGGAAAAGAGUUUGAACGUGUGUCGACCCUGCACUCAAUGUCCAGUAAACGAAGUUAUCCGACGUCCCUGCGACAAAACCCGGGAUACUGUGUGUGGGCCUUUCAUCGAAUUCGAUGAGUUUCACCAAGCGCCUUUCAUCAAUCUUUUACCAAGCAAGAACAAUAUUUCACAGGAAGUGUUUGUGACCAAUGAGUUAAAUAUUGACGUAAAUACUCCAAAUAACGACCCCUCGGACGUCCGGGGACAGGCGCCGAUCACCAUGAAGAACGGGAAAUGGUACACUUUGGCCAUGGCACUUCUCGGAGUUUUGUCCUUCGUAUCUCUCUUCGUCAUCGUCUACAUCAUCCUCGUCUGUUUCGUCUGCAAGAAACGACGCGAGGAAAAAGAAAUCAUCUAUGAUCCUGAAAUGUGCACUCCUGCGCCGUCACCGAUGCAGACGUAUUACCCCCCACGUAGUAAGAAGGUUGCGUCGGCCGACGUGGAGGAGAGCGACGAUAGUGCCGGCGGUGGCCGCAUGAUUGUUCUGCCAAAUAUCUACAUACCAUUCGCCAGUCAGGACUGUGAUUAUGACGCGGACAACAGCGGACAGACAGUAUCUUCUGGAUCCACAAACUAUGUCUAUUUCAAGGCGCCAACUUCAUCGUAGUGAAAAACUGAUGUGUGGAGUUUUAAACUAUUUUGUAACUCGUGCGUUUCAGCGGUACAGGACGUACUGAACUGGGUUAAGAUUUAAAUUAUGAAAGGAAACAGAUUUUCAAUAUGUGACGUUUUUAUGGAAAUAUAUAAUUAUUUGGUGCUACCAUGGAAACGAGAGCUUGUUUAGAAAUAUUGCCGCGGUCAAGUGAAUGGCUGUGGGUGUGUUCGCUCCGGACAUCUUGUGGUCAUCUAGUCAAUGGAAAGAACGCCUUCUCCCAAAUGACCACUGUUCUCCGAUACCCACAAUCAAACUGACCAAGAAAAUUUAUUCCAGCAAUGAUCACGAACGAAGGUCCCAGCAGGAAAGUACACCAGCGAUGCCAGGUCCUCUGUGAAAAGGAUGUACUUUCAAUAUGCGAGAGUUCUGCAAUAUCAAAUUCCUCAGAGGCCCAGGAACGUCAGUGAUCAAGACUUCUGGAACUCUGUUGAAGUGUCAUGGGCGAUAUACGUUUCUGGAAUAAAACAUUCUAACAUGGAUCCAUUAAACUCCUACUAAAAAUAAAUAAACUGGCGAGACAUUUCAACAAGGACUUUGGGUGUGUGAUGAUUAUAUAAUUUUAAUUUUGUGUUGUUGAGUUUUGUAACAUUAAUAUGUGUAUAAGUGUGUUUUGACUCUUUACGUUUUGAUUAUUUGAAAUCCAGCCGGAUUUUCUUCGACUUCCGAUUCGUUUCGGAUGAUUUUCCUUGUUUGAUUUAGAUAAAUAUAUUGACCAAAGGGACCAGAAUGUCUCGAUUGAGAUUCCAAAGAAUACUUAUGUACGCUACGUCUGUGAUUCUCCAUAUUGUAUUUAUUGAUUCUUCAUCUUUUUUUUUCUAUUUGAAAAUGAUGCAAACAAUGCAAAAAGUUUGUAAUUAUAAAAUACUAAAAGAAAUA